AUGCUACCGGUAGGCCUGGUCGCAGGCCUACGGGUAGGCGACCGGCAGCCCUACCCGCAGGCUGCCGCAGACUCUACCGACAGGUUCAAUCGAGACUUGAUAGAGCACAUUGAGUCCGAGACGAGUGGCAACUUCAAGAACAUCUUGGCCUCCGUGGACUACGACAAGGAUUGUGACAACCUGAAGAAGGCAAUGGAUGGAAUCGGGACCAAUGAGAAGGCCAUGGACACGUAUGGAGAAGACCUCUACGCCAGAAUCGAUGACGAAACCUGGGAUUGGGGCACAAGUAUCUUUAUGACGCCCAAUUUCCGAGCUGCAAUGCUUGGACUGAUGAGGUCGCCCUCAGAGCGUCUUGCAUGCGCGGUCCGGGAUUGCAUUGUUGGCUGGGGCACGGAUGAUACGGGACUCAUCACCCUGCUGGUGCAUCUGUCGGAACGACAGCGUCGUGAUUUGGUGGAGAAAUACAGGGAGAUCAAGAAUGGCGGAGACAUCUACGAGGCCAUUGCAGGCGACACGAGCGGUGACUACAAGCAAGCUCUGCUCGCACUGGUGAAGCCGCCUCCCAAGGUCUGGGCCGAAGCUAUCCUGUCCUCUAUGAAGGGCUUGGGAACCGCUGACAACCUCUUGAUCAACUGGAUGUGCAUCGCGAAAGAGCGCAUGAACGAGGUCAGAGCGCAUUUCCAGGAGUUGGGCGCUGGUGAACUGCCGGGCUGGAUUGCCAGUGAGUGCGGCGACAGCGACUACAAGGACACACUCCUGCGGCUGGCCAAUCGCCGCUGCGAGCGCUUCGCCGGCCAGGAGGUUGGUCUCAGCAUAGCGCCGCCACAAACCAAGGAGGAUGCCGUUCUCAAGUUCACCACCACCUUCAACAAACUGUGCAAGCUUCGACGGGACAAGGGUGACAACAUCGUUCCCGGUGAGGAGGACCAGCAGGCCAUGGGAAAUGCCUUCUUGUACUAUGGGUCGCUGUCCAGCUGCGCACCGAACCUGGACAUUCCAGGUCUCUGGGACUUGACGAACGCAUGUGGCUUCCCACCUGGAGAUGAUGGUCCCGACUUGGUCGCAACUUUCAACGAGUGGGAUGUGAGCGGCACCGGCGAGAUCACCUGGAAUGACUUCGUCCGCGAAAUGACGACACGCAUCAACGAUCCGGGACAUUUCGAUGCUGACCCACUCCCUCAGACCAUCGACAUGAUCUCUAUUCCAGAUGCACCCUUGGGUGAUGGCUACAAAGCCCACAUGCACAUGUUCAAUGCCUCUGACGAUGACUAUGAGGAAUAUGAAGACUCGGGCGCGCCUGCACCGGCCAUGGAGUACGACAUGUAUGCAGCCUUUACGGAUGGUAGCUGGAAAGAUGUGCUUGCCGGUGUGGAGCCGACUGAGGAUGGAGGCAGAAACUGCACUGUCGGACUUCCGGUAGGGAUUGAAGGACGGUACUGUAGCAGUACUUUGCAGCAUAUGACCGUAUUCUAG
Symbiodinium natans is the source of this 1473-nucleotide messenger RNA. NCBI's taxonomy places the organism in Eukaryota, Dinophyceae, Suessiales, Symbiodiniaceae. The record is from the annotation of a GenBank genome assembly.